Linum trigynum is the source of this 477-nucleotide messenger RNA. The record is from the annotation of a GenBank genome assembly. Lineage: Eukaryota; Viridiplantae; Streptophyta; Magnoliopsida; Malpighiales; Linaceae.
AUGAGAACGUGGGAACGUAUAUACGAUUAUGCAUACUUUGACGAGUUCAAGGUCUUGAAGCUCAUAUAUCAGUCAUGGGAAAGCAAGGGAUCCCCUCUUUUCUCCAUGUACUUUUUCCUCCCGCACAAGGCAGAUGGGUUGUCAGAGAUGUUGGACCAGCCUCUAUUCCGCGGCUCUGAGGCAUUAUCACAAACACUUGGCGGGCUUGAGGAAGUGAGGCUGAAAAGGUUCGGUUCCCAAGUGGAAGUUCGCCCGGAAGUUCCAGCCCAGGGAGACGAUGGAGAAGCUGGAGCUUGCAUUGCUGUGGACGAGGAUGGUACGGAAGCUGCUGUUGUGUCGGCGUUUGACCCAAGGUGCAGAGCUAGCCCUUAUUCUCCCCCCAAGGAGGAGUUAAUAGCAGAUCAUCCCUUCGUGUUUAUGAUCGUGGAGAGUAAGUCUCAGGUUGUUCUUUUCGCUAGAGUUGUGUUCAAUCCCUAG